GGCCGAUACGACCACGCGGCGCGUGAAAACAGGAAGAGACGUUCUUGUCACGUUUGCUCGGCUAAAGAAGAAACGCGGCCACCGCACACGGAUGUUUGAGUCUCCAACCAGGGCAGCGAGAUGAAGAAGCAGAGGGAGAGCCAGUGCACUCAGAAGACCAUCUCAUUGCUGAGCCCCCUGAGGACGAUCCAAGUCAGUGGAUGUGAGAAUGGUGUGCACACCAUCCGGAUCCUAAUGGAUGUCGCACCUGCUGAAAGGAGCAGCGCGGCCCCCCUGAGCUGUGUGGUCAACGAUAGCCCGCCAGAAACGAGCCCCGAGUUGCGGCGCUGCGUCGAAUGGCUCCAGGCGUACUUCAGUGAGCCACAGACCACUGGGAGUCUCCCGCUCCCUGCCUUUCACCACCCCGCCCUGCAAGGAGAAGCGUUCACCUGCCGUGUGCUGCGCGUUCUCCUGGAGGAUGUGAAGUUCGGAGAGACGGUGUCAUACAAACGCCUCGCUGAGAUGGCGGGAAACCCCAGAGCGGUGCGAGCGGUGGGAGGAGCCAUGAGGAGGAACCCGGUUCCGCUCCUCAUUCCCUGCCACAGAGUCAUUUCCAGCAGUGGACAGAGUGGGCCGUACAUGAGCGGCAAGGGCGACCAUCUCAAACAAUGGCUGCUCACCCAUGAGAGGCAGCGAGGGGAAGGCUAAAGCAUGACAGAGGCCAACUGUCCUUCAUUUACUGCACACACACACACACACACAUAUGUACGCGAGGGGAGGAGGGGGCGGGGGGCAAGGCCAGGAUUUUAUUUUAUUUUUUUCGACCACAAAGCAGGGCCAUAAAGUUGAUCGUGCUUGGCACACACUAUGGAACAACUGGAGCUACUUGUAAAUAUUCAUUUUACACUCCUUUUUUUUUUUCUUUUUUUGUUUGAAAAAAAUAAAUAAAUCUAAGAAUAGAGAUGCUACAUUGUUAAUGUGAUACAGAGUUGUUGCAGAAUUAGAAUGUACAAAAAUAACUUAAACAGAGAACAGUAGGAAUUACAAACAUAUGCUCCCGUGGGGUCUCCGUUGCCAUUUGCCAGAUAGGGCUGGAAUGGUUUUUCUAAGGAAUUAUUAUUCCCUUAAAAAAUAUGUCUCUUGCAUUGUUGUUGUUUGUUUUUGUUUCUCCUAAGCAGAAUUAGUCUUUGUACCUCUCGUUGUUUUUUUUUUUUAAUUUCCUGCCAAGUGGAUGCUUUGUUCAACAUCCAGUGAUAAAGGCUCAGAAUUUUUCCACCGCUACAAAGCUUUUGUAGUGAAGCAUUUGUUUUGUCUUCAUUUAAGAUCUCUCAUUGUUCGCCCCUCGCCUUACGAGCCACCUAGACAACAGACGUCUUAUGCAUUAUAUACCGCGCUUAUGUUGCGUUUGACGUGUGCAAAUAAAUACAUUUCAAAAUGACAAA
Molecule: messenger RNA, 1421 nt
Organism: Solea solea (common sole)
Lineage: Eukaryota; Metazoa; Chordata; Actinopteri; Pleuronectiformes; Soleidae
Gene: mgmt
Product: O-6-methylguanine-DNA methyltransferase
Exons: 5
Coding region: 121-687 (188 amino acids)
Biological process (GO): DNA repair
Cellular component (GO): nucleus
Molecular function (GO): methylated-DNA-[protein]-cysteine S-methyltransferase activity
Source: RefSeq, a predicted model, not a curated record